Messenger RNA from Cladophialophora psammophila CBS 110553, 447 nucleotides. RefSeq lists its product as uncharacterized. The record is from RefSeq and is a predicted model, not a curated record. Lineage: Eukaryota; Fungi; Ascomycota; Eurotiomycetes; Chaetothyriales; Herpotrichiellaceae. Gene Ontology annotation, biological process: tail-anchored membrane protein insertion into ER membrane. Bases 1 to 447 code for a protein of 148 amino acids. The transcript has 2 exons.
AUGAACGCCGUCAGCGCGCAGGAUGAGUUUUCCAAGUGGGCCAAACUGAGGAGGCAGCACGACAAGGCCAUGGAGGAGCAUGAUAAGAAAGCCGCCGCAGUUUCCUCCUCCCGGUCCUCGUUCGACACAAAGGCCACAGCCAUUCGAUGGACGUCCACAAGCGGCCUGAGACUCGCGCUGCAGUUCUGGCACGCAAAGACACCCGUCUUCACCUACCCGCGCGGCUGGUUCCCGUGGUACAUCGAGUGGUUGCUCGGCUUUCCGCGAUGCCCCUACGGCGGCGUGAGCAUCAACGUCUGGAGCACUGCUUGCGCGACCGUCAUUGCGCUGGUGUGGGAUGUCAUGGUGUACCUGAUACAGAGCGUGCAGCAGGUACGAGGAGGCGAUCAAAAGGGGGAGAAGGAAAAGGUCAACAACGAUAGAAGAAAAGAAGAAAUGAGAAUAUGA